Sorex araneus (European shrew) is the source of this 2127-nucleotide messenger RNA. RefSeq names its product prospero homeobox 2 (gene PROX2). Lineage: Eukaryota; Metazoa; Chordata; Mammalia; Eulipotyphla; Soricidae. Gene Ontology annotation, molecular function: RNA polymerase II cis-regulatory region sequence-specific DNA binding; DNA-binding transcription factor activity, RNA polymerase II-specific. Gene Ontology annotation, cellular component: nucleus. The record is from RefSeq and is a predicted model, not a curated record. The transcript is spliced from 3 exons. The coding region runs from base 307 to 1356 and encodes 349 amino acids. Gene Ontology annotation, biological process: regulation of transcription by RNA polymerase II.
UUUUUAGACCACAUUUGACUGUGCUACGGUUAUUUCUGGCUCUGUGGCCAGGCAUGACCCCUAGCGGUGCUUGGAGGAAUCACACGUGGUGCCUGGGAUAGAAGCAGGGUUGGUGUCAGACAAGUGCCCUAUCCCAAACCUGCAUUUAUUUGCAAAGCAGCGCCCAAGUCAUCCCACCUAUUAUUUCCUGAUUUCGAAGUCUGUCCAGGAGACUCGCAAAACCUCUCUCUGUAGACACUGCUUUCACCUAAGGACAGAGGGGAAAUCCCAGCCCGCUCUGGGUGUGCCCACACCUGGAGCCCAGGCAUGGAGCCCGACGCCGGCUUGCACUCUCCUCCCUUGACCGAACCCUGCAUGGAAGUUGGAGGGAGCCCACAGGGCAGAGACCCGCCCAUCCCCCGGAGCCAGGGCCCCAGCUCCAGCCUCGCCGACCCGGACCGGUUUGGGGAUGAGCACAUCCAGGCCAAGAGGGCGAGAGUGGAGACCAUUGUCCGAGGGAUGGGCCUCCCUGCCAGCCCUUUGGGGUCAAGCAGCAACCCGGCCACCGGCGCUGGCCCGUGCUGCGUGGAGAAGGUCCGGGAGCGGAAGAGGAAGCAGAGUGUCCCCACGCAGCAAGGCCAUCUGCAGCCAGGCCCUGCGGGGGGCCGGGGCAGCAGGAAGAGGGGCUCUCGGGUGAGGGAAGAACUGCAGCUGCUGAAGCAGCAGCUGAGGCUCGUGCAGGAGCGCCUCCUGCCGGCGGCCCAGCCCAUCGGGCCCAUGAAUGGCUGCGGGACACGGCCCUGGACUCAGGGCGACAGUCGCUGGCAGGGUUUGAGCAAGAACCUCUCUAGGGCUGAAGAACGUGGAGCCUGUGAGCUGGGUGCCCAGGCCGAGGAGGCCAGGCUCCUGCCCCCCGGAGCACAGGCCCUGCUGGCGAUCCUGCGCAAAGAACUGAGCAGCGCCAUGUCCCAGGCCGUGGACUCUGUGCUACAGAAGUUCAACCGCUGCAUUACCUCCCAGAUGAUCAAGUGGUUCAGCAAUUUCCGUGAGUUUUAUUACAUCCAAAUGGAGAAAUCUGCUCGACAAGCAAUCUCGGAUGGUGUCACAAAUGCCCAGACGUUGGUGGUUCUCCGAGACUCGGAUUUGUUCCGAACUCUGAAUAUGCACUAUAACAAGGGGAAUGACUUUGAGGUCCCGGAAGGCUUCCUGGAAAUGGCCAGCUUGACGCUACAGGAGUUCUUCAAGGCUGUCUCCACGGGGAAAGACGCCGAUCCUUCCUGGAAGAAACCCAUUUACAAAAUCAUUUCGAAACUGGACAGUGACAUCCCGGAGAUUUUCAAGUCUUCUAACUACCCCCAGGAGCUGUUUCGAAAUUAAGAUCCCACCAAGUGACAUGGGACUGGCCAGGGUUCCCCUAGUUUGUCUUAAAGGGGAGUCAGAAAAACGGAAGUCAGCUUAAAAAAAGCAUCAUGUGACAUCUCUCCCCCCCCCGCCCCCAUGCACUCACACACGCUCACACACACCUCAGGUACUUGCACCAUUUCUGAUCAUUUAUUCCCUUUUCUAGAAUCAUCAGAGAUUUGACCUAUGCAUGCAUCAACCGUGUGUAUGGGCGUGUUGGUGGCGAGUGUAGAAGGAACUCAAGGGCUGAGAAUCAGACUUAAAUGUUCAUGCCACUGUUUCCAGAGUCCCGACCCCGGGAAUCUGCAGCUCUGUGUGUCCGGAUAAUGAGGUGGCGCAUAUUACAAGAUGAUGUGGGUCUGGAGAGCUAGGACAGGGGCUCAGGCGUUUGCCUCACAUGCAGUCCCCUGGGCUGAGUCCCUGGUUUGAUCCUCGGAACUGCACACUCCCCCGAGCAUCACACGGAGCCCUGAGCACCACUGGGUGUGGCUCCUCCCAAAACAAAACAAACAAAAAGACCUUCAGCAUCUGUGAAAUGACUCAUAACACAAAUAUUAUCUCCCACAUCCCUCCUUGACUUUCAGGUAAGGUGAUAGCAUUUGGGUUUUUCAGAAAUUGCUAUUUUCUAUCAUCCCCUAUUUACCUAGUCCCACCAAUCCGCUAGAGACUUUUAUUUUUUAUUAUCAUUAUUAUUUUUUUGCUUUUUGGGUCACACCCAGCGAUGCUCAGGGGUCACUCCUGGCUCUG